AUGCUAUAUUUACCAGUUGUAUAAGGUAUGCCUAAAUCCCAAGACUUGAAUCCAAUAGGUUUUAGAACUCCUUUUGAUGUCGGAAUAAAAUUCGAAAAUAUAACAAUUUAUACUAGUGAUAAUAUUAAACUGCAUGGUUGGAUAUGUAAAUUAGAAAAUUCAUAAAAUGUACCUACAGUUAUAUAUUUUCAUGAAAAUGCAGGAAAUAUUGGAACUAGAAUACAUUAUUUAAAAAAAUAUUAAUAAUUAGCAAAUGUUAAUAUAGUAUUAAUAGCUUAUAGAGGAUAUAGCAAUAGUGAUGGAUCUCCUUCAGAAUAAGGAUUAUAAAAUGAUUCAAUUGCAAUUCUUAAUCAUAUAUUUAGUAGAAAUGAUAUUAAUACAGAAUAAAUAUUUAUUCAUGGAAGAUCUUUAGGAGGAGCAUUGACAAUAUAUGUUGCCGCAGAACAUAAUUAUAAUGUUAAAGGUUAUAUUAUCGAAAAUACAUUUACUUCAAUUUCUGAUAUGGUUGAUAUAGUUUUUCCUUAACUUAAAUACAUUUAAUUUAUUAAAAAUAAACUUAUAACAAAUAAAUGGGAAAGUAUAAAUAGAAUUGAUAAAAUUCAAAAGCCAAUACUUUUUAUUGCUUCUUUAAAAGAUUAAUUAGUUCCUUCUUAAUAAAUGUAUAAAUUAUAUGAAAAAUGUAAAAGUUAAUAUAAGAAUAUGUAUACUAUUUAAGAUGGUGAUCAUAAUAAUAGUUGGAAUGUUGAUCCUUAUAAUUAUUUUAAUUAAGUGUAAAAAUUCAUGAAUAUAAGUUUAUAGAAAUGA
This is a messenger RNA of Ichthyophthirius multifiliis, 804 nucleotides long. Its product is annotated as phospholipase carboxylesterase domain protein. The transcript is spliced from 8 exons. The record is from RefSeq and is a predicted model, not a curated record. Gene Ontology annotation, molecular function: palmitoyl-(protein) hydrolase activity; serine-type peptidase activity. NCBI's taxonomy places the organism in Eukaryota, Ciliophora, Oligohymenophorea, Hymenostomatida. Gene Ontology annotation, cellular component: membrane. Gene Ontology annotation, biological process: proteolysis.